Phycodurus eques (leafy seadragon) is the source of this 2838-nucleotide messenger RNA. RefSeq names its product zinc finger, FYVE domain containing 9b (gene zfyve9b). Gene Ontology annotation, biological process: liver development; endosomal transport. Bases 16 to 2628 code for a protein of 870 amino acids. Gene Ontology annotation, molecular function: metal ion binding. Lineage: Eukaryota; Metazoa; Chordata; Actinopteri; Syngnathiformes; Syngnathidae. Gene Ontology annotation, cellular component: early endosome membrane; endosome. The transcript is spliced from 16 exons. The record is from RefSeq and is a predicted model, not a curated record.
AGUAAGUGCAAGACCAUGUUGAAGUUGUUCUCCGCACGGGACGACGACAACGAGAGCCUCCUGGGAGGCAGCACAGAAGAUGAUGGAGAAAACCAAUCCCUCGGUGACACCGAGCUGCCCUGGCUGAGCAGAUCCUAUCUCCUGGUGCUCAAAGAUGCAGGAAAUAUGUCCAAAUCAGGGCAAAUCAGACCAGAAGCCCCUUCUUCCAAGUCCUCCUCGGAUGAAACCGUGACACCAAGCGAAGAAAAACCUUCUGCGAAGAUGCUCCACAUGGAGGAAGGUGGCUGCAUGGUGACCCCGUGGGGCGAAGGCCAGGGUGAGGGUCCUCCCGGUCCACUGGUUCUGAGUCUGGCAGAGGAUGAGAGGAAGCUCAAGACGUUGCCCUCCAAGGAGGAAUCGGUGAUCGAGGAGAAGGAGAUGGAGGAACCCGAAGACCUCCAGAAUCAACCCUUAGAGAUUGUGUCCAAUGGCAGGGAGGCAGGAAAAGCCUCCGCAUGCUCUCCUGUCGAUCCCGAUAACGAGUCCAGCCCGGUUGGCAUCCUGACCAAAGAUCGAGCCAACGCCUUGGGGGAGGUCGCUCCGGUCUGGAUCCCGGACACCGAGGCUCACGUGUGCAUGAAGUGCGGCGUCAAGUUCACGUUUACCAAGCGGAGGCACCACUGUCGCGCCUGCGGCAAGGUGUUUUGUGCACUUUGCUCCGGCCUGAAGUUCAGACUUACACAUCUGGACGGCAAGGAGGGGCGGGUUUGUGUUUCCUGUCAUUCAACCCUCAUUAAAAGCACAUCACCGAGGGGGAAAAGGAGGGUGUGGUUUGCAGACGAGCUCCUCAUCGACAAGCAGUCCGAGUCCGCUCCCACUACGCCGGUCCGAGGGCACGCGUUCUCGCCGUUGGUGAGCCGCGCGCCGCAGAGCGAGACGGCCAAAGGUCCGGGAGGGUCGCCGCAGCGCAGUAGAGCCUCCAGGCCACAUGGGGGCGCUAAUGAGGCGUGUGCGCCUCGAAGCUGGCGAACGUCCACCCUCGUGAGCAGCUCAUCGAACCUCAUCCCGCAGGAAGGCCUGCCGCCUAUCCUCACCUCCACAGGAGUCAAGGGAGAUUACACCGUGGAGGAGCAGCCCUCGGAGACGCUACUCAUCCAGGAGCUGGAGAGCGGCCGCUCCAACUCUCUGGUUUUCGUCCUCAAUGCCAAUUUGCUCGCCAUGGUCAAGAUGGUCAACUAUGUUAACAGGAAGUGUUGGUGCGUGACCACCAAAGGGAUGCACGCCGUGGGCCAGGUGGAGGUGAUGGUGCUCUUGCAGUGUCUGCCCGAGGAGAAGAGCUUCCCCAGGGACAUCUUCAGCCACUUCGUCCAGCUGUACAGGGACAGCCUCACAGGGAAGGCGAUAAAGCACCUGUCACUGUCGCUGUUCGGCAGCCGCUUCCUGGGCAGCGACGAGCACGCGGGCUUCUUGUUUGUCCGUCCCACCCGUCAGUCCCUUCAGGGUCUGCCCCUGCCCAGCCAGCCGUACCUCUUCGGCCUGCUGCUCCACAGGGCCGAGGUGGUCUGGGCCAGGACGUUCCCCCUGCGCCUCAUGCUGCGCCUGGGUGCCGAGUAUCGAUUUUACCCCUGUCCUCUGUACAGCGUGCGCUUUCGGAAGCCUUUGUUCAGGGACAUAGGCCACACAGUCAUGAGGCUUCUAGUGGACUUUAGGAAUUUCCGCUAUAGUCUCCCAAUGGUGCCCGGGCUCACGGUGGACCUGGAGGCUCGGAGGACCUGCAUAAAGAUACCAACUACUGGGUAUAACGAGCUGAUGAAGGCCAUGAACAAGUGUAACGAGCACGUCCUGGCCGUGGGGGCGUGUUUCAACGAGGAGGCUGACUCUCAUCUCAUCUGCGUGCAAAGAGACGACGGCCAGUACCAGACGCAAGCCAUCAGCAUCCACAACCAGCCGCGCACAGUGACUGGAUCAUGUUUUUUCAUAUUCAGCAGUGCACUGAAAGCAACUGCGGGUUACUUUGCCAAGUCCAGCAUCCUAGAAGAUGGACUAAUGGUGCAGAUUACCCCGGAGACCAUGGCAGAGCUGCGCAGGUCGCUCCGGGAGAUGAAGGACUACGCCGUCACCUGUGGCCGCGUGGACCAAACAGACAGUCAGGAGCUCGUUUGUGUGCAGUGGGUGGAGGCCAACUGCGCCCUCAAUAAAGGGGUUAUAAGCCCAAUUGAUGGUAAAUCCAUGGAGUCCAUCAGCAGUACAAAGAUGUUCCAGAAAUCUGAAUACAAAGAAAAUGGGAAGAUUAUCCACUGGACAGAAGUGUUCUACCUGCAGCGGGCCGAGCCUCCGAAAGGAAUAGCGGCCAACGUACCAGAACACAACCGGCUCACGGAACGCAUCGCCAGGGCCUUUUGCUUGGCCCUGUGUCCGUAUCUCAAACUACUCAAGGAGGACGGCAUGGCCAAGUUGGGCCUGCGUGUUACCUUUGACCCCCAGCAGGUGGGCUUCGUGGCUGGCAGCAACGGCCAUCCCCUCCCACCUCAGUACCUGAACGCCCUGGACAACACGCUCAUCCCCGUCAUCCACAGCAGGGGGCGCAAGAGAGGCGACGAGCCCAUCGUGAUGGAGCUCAUCUUUUACAUCCUGGAGUACAUCACUUAGAAGUACCACAAAACGCAAAACUAAUCGCAUCUUGACGACCCCCCCCCCCGAAACUUUUACUUUAACUUUAACAUAGAGGCUGGAUUCAGCCCCCGCUAGUUUAAAUCAAAGAGAAUGACUUAGUGAGUAGUGGAUGCACAUGGAAUGAAUGCCUGAAAGAUGGAAGAAUGUUCUUGAAUUUAAUAAUGUCAACCUGGAAUUAAACUUUGC